Onthophagus taurus is the source of this 751-nucleotide messenger RNA. RefSeq names its product trafficking protein particle complex subunit 4-like protein Trs23 (gene Trs23). Gene Ontology annotation, cellular component: TRAPP complex. The record is from RefSeq and is a predicted model, not a curated record. Gene Ontology annotation, biological process: endoplasmic reticulum to Golgi vesicle-mediated transport. Lineage: Eukaryota; Metazoa; Arthropoda; Insecta; Coleoptera; Scarabaeidae.
UUUAAGGUUAUGUUAACUUAACCUUAAAAAUCGAAACAUAAAUAAAUAUAAAAAAAAUGGUUAUUUACGGUGUUUAUAUCGUUUCAAAAUCAGGGGGAUUAAUAUUUAAUUUAGAUCAUAACGUUCCGAAAAUUGAAACUGAAAAAACUUUCUCAUAUCCUUUAGAUAUUAAGUUACAUUAUGAAAAUAAGAGGGUUUCUGUAGAAUUUGGGCAAAGAGAUGGAAUCCACGUGGGACAUGUUCUUCAAGCGAUUAAUGGAAUGCCAGUUUCUGGAAGACAACUCGAUGAUGGUCGAGAUGUUAUGGAAGUCCUUCAGAAUAAGGAAAAUUUCCCAAUAAACUUACAGUUUGGAAGGCCUAAAAUGACGACGAAUGAAAAGAUAUUUUUAGCAAGCAUGUUUUAUCCAUUAUUUGCAAUCGCCAGUCAGCUUAGCCCAGAGCCAAAAUCCUCAGGGAUUGAAGUCCUUGAAGCUGAUACUUUUAAAUUACAUUGUUUUCAAACCUUAACAGGUGUUAAAAUGAUGGUUUUAGCUGAUAGAAUUCAAGCUGGAAUUGAUAUUCUUUUGCGACGCAUUUAUGAAUUGUAUUCAGAUUAUGCUUUAAAAAAUCCUUUUUAUUCUUUAGAAAUGCCAAUAAGGUGUGAAUUAUUUGAUACUAAUCUAAAGCUGGUUUUAGAGCAAGUCGAAAAAACUGGUACAUUAACUGUUUAAUUAUUUAAUAAAUAAAGAAAUAUAGAUGUUAUUUAUUAUAA